AUGAUGCAACAGUGGGAUUUGAAUGGAAAUUUGGAAAUUAAGAACGAUUUACCGGAACUUCUUACCCUUGGAAAUAGCAAUGACAACAAAGCCGUACAGACAAGCAACCCUUCUCGUGGAGCGUCCGGCUUUCUUACUGGUACGAUUGACUGGAUGAUUGCGAAUUAUCUCCGUCGUAAACUGACGAACAAAAUAUUUAUGCUCGCACUCGAAAGGUACAGUACGGUGAUAUGUACGAUAGAUGCGCAGAUAUACAGUUGCGCCCCACCGGCUCGAUGCCUGGCCAAUGGUGGAACGCGGUUGUGGCAGUCAAAAUACUCAUUGGCUCCUAGAUAA
Acaulospora colombiana is the source of this 336-nucleotide messenger RNA. NCBI's taxonomy places the organism in Eukaryota, Fungi, Glomeromycota, Glomeromycetes, Diversisporales, Acaulosporaceae. The record is from the annotation of a GenBank genome assembly.